AUGGCUAAGAAUCCUAUCAUGCCUUGGCUCAUACCAUCCCUCCUCCUCUUCCUGACUCAUGGCAUCCUGUUUUUCUUGCCCAAUGCCACCCACUUGGAAAACAUCCUUAGUCAAUACCAAGAUGGGCAACCGCACUCAAGGGCCAAGAGAUCAAUUUCCCAAACUGACCAAGAUGAAAUCCUGAUGCUUCACAAUAAAUUGAGAGGGGAAGUCUACCCUUCAGCAUCCAACAUGGAAUACAUGAAAUGGGAUGAAGAGCUGGAGAGAUCUGCUGAAUCUUGGGCUCACCAAUGCAUCUGGGACCAUGGGCCGGUCAGUCUUCUCCCAUCCAUCGGCCAGAACUUGGCUGUUCACUGGGGAAGGUAUCGUUCCCCAAGUUUUCACGUCCAGUCUUGGUACGACGAAGUAAAAUAUUACACCUACCCAUAUCCCCAGGAAUGCAACCCUUGGUGUCCCGACCGAUGUUCAGGACCCAUGUGCACACAUUACACACAGGUGGUCUGGGCAACCACCAACAAAAUCGGCUGUGCCAUUAACGUCUGCAAGAGGAUGGACGUGUGGGGAGAAGUGUGGGAGAAUGCGGUGUACCUGGUCUGCAACUAUUCUCCCAAAGGCAACUGGAUUGGAGAAGCCCCGUAUAAAAAUGGCAGAUCCUGUUCUGAAUGCCCACCUAGCUAUGGAGGAGGGUGUAAGGCUAACCUCUGUUAUAAAGAGAAAGUAUCCGGAAAGUCUGAGGCCGAUCGGGCUAACGAAGUGGAGUUACAAAAGGUUCCGAAUCGAAUACAGCCCAAAACUGUAAAACCUACCAAGGAAAAGAAACCCACUGAGUUGACCUACAUGACUCAAGUGAUCAAGUGUGACACCAAAAUGAGGGACACGUGUCGAGGAACCACGUGUAACAGGUAUUUGUGCCCAGCUGGUUGCUUGAACAGUAAGGCAAAAGUAUUUGGAUUCCCCAAAUAUGAAAGUGCAUCCAGCAUAUGUCGAGCAGCUAUUCAUUCUGGAGCAUUAGAUAACAGAGGAGGCCUAGUAGAUAUUACUAGAAAAGGAAGAUCAGAUUUCUUCAUCAUGUCUAUAAGAAAUGGAGUUCAAACACUCAGCAAAUACAAGCCUUCCAACGGUUUUGCUGUGUCAAAAGUCACAGUGCAAACUUUGGAUUGUUACACCACAGUGGAAGAACUGUGUCCAUUCAAGAAGCCAACUACUCACUGCCCGAGGUCUUACUGCCCAGCUUACUGCAAAAACGAGCCAAACCACUGGGCUACUGUAUACGGCACAAACAUUUACGCAGAUAAUUCCAGCAUCUGCAAAGCUGCGGUUCACGCAGGAGUCAUCGGAGACAGUGCUGGCGGUUACGUCGACGUGAUGCCGGUCGAUAAGAAGAAAGUCUACAAUGGAUCCUUGAGGAACGGGAUCCGGUCUGAAAGCUUAAAGACUCCCAGGGAAGGAAAAGCUUUCCGGAUCUUUGCUGUAAGGCAAUAAUUCCCCCAAGACGAUGAGACUCUUUGUGGAGAGAGAGAGAGAGACUGCGGCCUUGUGUGUUUCUCCUUGGGUGAGAGAUGUCUGCCCCACCUUGACCAUGACAAAGCCCUCAAAACUCAUCUUCUUUUGGAGGAAAACAAAAAAGAUGGCAGCAGGAAUCAGAACUUUCCACAUCUCAACCACCUCUGCCCACUGUUUUUAUUUUCAGGCUAUUGUUAUUCUACUUCCAAAUGUUUCAAACUUUCAAGAAGAAGGAAGAUGGCUCAAGUUGAGGAGAAAAGAUGGUUGAAAAACUGGCUUGCCCCACCCUUGCUAUGGACAAAUAUAGAACCCAUUGGGGCUCUCGUAAGAUGCUACUUCCAGGAGGUGAAUGUUUAUCUGAUCAGUAGGCUUUGGAUGAGAACAUAGAAAACAUUCAGGUCACCCCCAAAGGCUAAAUUUUUUAAAAAGUUGGAUCAAAGUCAAGAAUAUACUUGGAAUCCAAGUCACCUAGUGAUACCUUGAACGGUGUGGUGAUUUAGGAAAGGUUUAGACCACGCUCAACAACUAACGUAGAUUUCUUUUGAGGGAGACUGGGAGGGAGGCAUUGCAUUUCCAGAAAAGAAUCUGCUUUUGCGAAAACAUUUUUGGAAAGGUUACUAUUCCUCUCAAAAGAAAACUUAAAUGGAACACAUAGGUUUGCUGGCCAAACAAUUGCAGAAAGUUAGGAAAACGGGGUUCAAUUAUCAGCAAAUAAAGUCCUUGGGACCCUCCCUGCUGUCUUGGCACAUUCUGAUUCACUGCAUGUUAGUUAGCAUUAAUUUUAUUUACAGAUGAAUCCAACUUAGUUUAUUCAGCAGAGCUGUUCUCGCUUAACUAAGCAAUGGCUGCCUAAAGUUGAUCUUUAUUUGGCUGGAAAAAUGAUUUUUGCUUUACUUGUUUAUUUGUAUAGAUUGGAAGCUUGAUACAUUAAGUUGGUCGCAGCGUGUACAUUAUGAAGCCCGGCUAGAACGAUUCUGUUUUCUGAUACUUAGUACGAUUCCUGUAGAUCAAACCCAAAUCUCCAAUGUUGUCCUAAUAAAAUAGUUGCUUUGAGCCCCAGUGGCGCAGUGGUUAGAAUGCAGUACUGCAGGCUACUUCUGCUGACUGGCGGCUGCCUGCAAUUCGGCAGUU
Molecule: messenger RNA, 2634 nt
Organism: Thamnophis elegans (Western terrestrial garter snake)
Lineage: Eukaryota; Metazoa; Chordata; Lepidosauria; Squamata; Natricidae
Product: cysteine-rich secretory protein LCCL domain-containing 2-like
Cellular component (GO): extracellular region
Source: RefSeq, a predicted model, not a curated record